Molecule: messenger RNA, 1054 nt
Organism: Myxozyma melibiosi
Lineage: Eukaryota; Fungi; Ascomycota; Lipomycetes; Lipomycetales; Lipomycetaceae
Product: pseudouridine synthase
Exons: 4
Coding region: 97-951 (284 amino acids)
Biological process (GO): enzyme-directed rRNA pseudouridine synthesis
Molecular function (GO): RNA binding; pseudouridine synthase activity
Source: RefSeq, a predicted model, not a curated record
UUUAGAAAACUUUGACGAUGAAUAUCCUUGCCUCGUCUUUGAUAUCGGGAUACUCAUUGCUGAUACUCAUCAACAUCAUCCUGCACAAUCCCGACGAUGAAAGGAGUAACUAUCCUGCGUCGCACGACGCAUUUCAUCGUGCUCAACAAACCCGCCCUCAUCUUCUCGCAACCCGCCGAAGUUCCUCUCCAGCACACAGACCGACGCCCGCUGCUCGAUAUUCUCAAGAAACAUCAUCCCGAGUUCUACCCUGAGAAACCAGUGCCCCCAUAUGUCUGGCCAAAGCUCGUGCAUAGACUAGACUAUGGCGUGUCUGGUGCGAUGGUCGUCGGUCUCACUAACCAUGCGGUUCAAAAAUUUCACAGAAACUUCAAGGAAGGCGGCAAUUGCGGAUGGCCGCUCAGAAAAUUGUACCUUGCGGUCGUCAAACCACGGCGGAACGGCAUGCUGUCCGCGCUCAUCGAAAACACAAAAGACCCUUCCAGCACGGUCGCCCUACCCGAAACCAUCACAGAAUGGGACCCCGCCAAAAAAUUCGGCAGAAUAGAGUCCGCAGUGGUAGACGAGGAGAACAAGCGCCGCGAGUCGGCCACCGAAUUCACAAUCCUCAAUACCUCGCCCCGAGGCGGCCCGCCUGGCGAUGAAGUCUUACUCGCGCUCAACCCGAUCAGCGGACGCAAACACCAGCUCCGGAUACACUGCUCACACGUGCUGGGUGCGCCGAUUGUGAACGAUCUCCGGUACGGGUUCGACGAGAUCUCAACCCAGAGAUUCAGGUCGCGCCAGAUCGCGCUUCAUUCGUGGAGAUUUGAAUACAAGCCCGCGCUUAAAUGGGAAAGGGUGUAUGCGCCGAUUGUGGAAGGGAUCGAAGCUGGCGCUGUAUGGCACAACAUCGAUCUUGAAAACUUCGAGGAACCUCCAUUACAAACUCCACAAUUGAACAGUAAAUAGGGAUUGAAUAUUGCUCUGUAGUAUAUGCUCCGCAUUACACUCGUGAUUCGCCAUUGUUCAAUGUUGGUUAUUGAUAUCAUUGUUAUAUAAGGAAUUUCCAGAU